AGCUCUGUCUCGCGACUCAACUCCCGUCCAUUUCUUUCCCUCCACCAGCUGGCCUCAUCGCCAACCACGCACCCGUUCCCACCCCACGGACUCGCAACCCACCGCCGUCGCUGUCGGCUGAUUCCUCCCGCCGCUCCACGGAAGAGGCAGCCCCGCCGCCCGCUCUGCGCCUCCGCACUUAAAGAAUGCCAUCGCCGGGUCGUCCACUUUAGCUCGUUGGUUGGUGGCGGCAGAGGAACGGACCUCUCCUCCCUUCCCUCUCUGGUUUGGUCGUGCUCCUUCCUCUUCCUUUGGUCUCCCAAGACUACCUUGAAGAAACCGGCGAAGAAGGGGCCGAGCAGAUCUACAUCUCGAGUUCUUCUCCUUUCUGCAUUGUGCACUGUGAUAUUAGAAGAAAUUGAAAUUUGAAGGUUCUGUCUCCCUUAACAUGAGAAAGGGAAAUCAUGAACUUACAAAAUCUUGUUGACAGUUAAUCGCGAAAAGCACUGUUGUGCUGUACCAAGAAACAAGUUGUACUUAAAGCAAUGAAGCUGAUAGAAUUUCUGAAAGAAAACUAGCCAAACAUGCCUUCUGAAACACCAGCAGCUCAAGCAAAGGAUGAUAGAAUGAUAGAAAUGCUGUUCAGUCAACAUGAAAAAAGGUGCUCACUGCAAAAUAACUCCUCAAGAUUGUCCAAUGAGAGAUUUUUAUUCCCAAGCGGAAUCAAGAAUGUCGACCUCUUAGAGAAGGUUGGGGCCCUUAAAACUGAAAAGCUUCCUAGACAAACAGCCAAAGAUCGGCAGGGGGUGAAGAAAAACUCAGUUUCAUCAUCUUUGGGAAAUUCUCAAAAGCCAUGGCCCAGUAGGAAGGGACCAGGGUUUGACGAACCAGUUAUGAACAUGUCAAAUGUACCCUUUUAUCUUCAGCGGCUGGAGGAAGGAGAUAAUAUUCAUGGAAAGGCGCUGAAUUUUGGAGUUCUGGACUGGGGGCGUCUCGAGAGAUGGACGAACCACCAGAAAUGUGUCACAGAUGUGGGAGGCGGACACUCUGCAUGUGAUAGUACUCAGUCAUCGGCACAUGCUACAUUUGGUUCCUUUAACCAAUCUAGAAAGACCAUAUCUAGUCCUCUUUCUCGAGGGAAGAAAUCUCCUGUUUUUCCUCAUAAGAGAAGCCCUGUUACAGGCAGCCGAUCAGAGAUGCAUGAAGGAGAAGAUUCUGAACAUUUACAAGGCGUCCGUAGUUCAAGUAUCUCUUCUACGAAGUUUCCUACACAGAAUGAUAAUGGAGAUUUUGUUCCAAGUGCUAAACUGUUAGGGAAUAAACAUGAUAAAGGUAACAGUAAAGAUUCAGAUUUGAAAGCCAUAUCAGGCGAAGUAUGCCUACCUCGACAUUCUGCAGCUUCACGUUCAAGAUAUAAGAUUGACACUGCUACUGCUACUGCCACUUCAACUGGAGUGGCUGAAGACCAAAAUGGAAGCUCGAUGAAAGCAGAAAAACGCAUAGACAAUGGCCAUUGUCAAUCCUUGGACACCAAUUUUCCACAAAUUUCCCAGGAUUGCAAAGGAAUAUCGGAUUAUCUUCAAGAGAACGUGGACAGUGGAUGCCUUACUUCUGAUACCCCAUUAACUGCUGACGACUGGCUCGCUGAGGGAAAUAGCUACAACCAUUCAGGUAAUUUAGCUGAAGAUGUCGAGAUCAUCCAUCAGUAUCUUCAUGUUCCUCACGCAUGUCCUCUCCCUUGUACCAUUCAAAAUGAUGAACCUGAUAUAUCUUGCACUGUUCUGUCAGAAGGUGUAGCACCAACUGAUACAUUGGUACGAAGAAAUGGGGAAAAUGAUCUAUUUUCUAAAGGUACUUGCAAGCAACUUGAAGUCAAUAUGACAAAAGGAUCAACAAAAUCAGAAAAAAAAUUAGUGUCUGCAGCAGGAAGGGAAUCAUCUAACCGUCGACUGAGUGCUGAUCUAAAAAGCAUGAGCAAGAGUUCUAGCUUGAGGGAAGGUUCGUCUGAAGAACAAAUCGAUUCAGUUUCUCAUCUGUUUAAUUCGCAUGGAGAUCAAGCAGCCAGAAAGAAUAAAGGUAGGCAAAGCCCAUUGAGGAGAAUACUAGAUCCUAUAAUGAAGCCAAAGAACAAUCUUCGUUCGACUGGGCCAAUUGCAGCCUUAUCGGGCAGUCAUGGUUCUUGUGAACUAAGUAGAACCGACAAAUCAAACCAUGGGGUGCACAAGCCAACAAGUGUUGACUCUACAUGCCAGGUGAGGGGAAAUAUGAUUACUUCAAAUCAAUUAUCCAACAAUGAUAAAGGAACUCAAAAAGAUGAAAAGCAUGUUGCACCAAUGAAGCAAGCUCUUCUUCAAGUUGCUUGGAAGAAUGGUCUUCCGUUGCUUAUGCUCUCAUCCUGUGACAGUGAAGUAUUUGCUGCAGCAAUAACAAUGAGAAGUAUUAUUAGCAAUUAUAAUGACCUAGAGUGCAUAUAUAAGAUAUUCUCUGUAAAUGGUUCAAAGAAGAAAACCAUGUUCUGGAGCAGCCCCGGAAAUAAGAGCAAGAAGCAUCAGUUGAUCUCCAAUGUUGUUGGCCAGUUGAAGGUUUCACUUCGCAACUUGAGGAGCCAUGAAGGUGACAGUUCUCACGUUAGAGAGUUUGUUUUGCUUGGUGCUGAACAAGCAACUGCUAACUCUUCUGCUAUGAGCGAGUUGGCUGCCAUUGUUGUUAAGGUGCCACCACCUGUGGAUAAGUCCGAUACCCCCACCCGAGCAGGCCACAGUAAUUGCGGAGCAAACUUAUCAACAAGAAAUGUAAGUGCUUCAAAUGAUGAGAAGCGUUUGCAGACUGAUCAGCAUAAUGAUGAUCUAUGUCAAUCUGGUAUCUCCGUCAUGCUUCCAAGCGGGGUUCAUGGCUUGUCUACCGAUGGUGAGCCCUCACCUCUGAUAGAGAGAUGGAGAUCAGGAGGAGCAUGCGAUUGCGGAGGUUGGGACGAGGGUUGCUUGCUGACUGUUCUUACUGACAAGUCCCGAAAGUGCAAUACCUUUGGUUCAGACCAAGGUUGUCAAACUACAGAUGGAACUCAUAGAUCUGAACUGUUCACUCAGGGUGGAUCAGAAGAAAAGAGACUUGCCUUCAGCAUUGUAUCUUUCAGAGAGGGGCUGUACACUGUUGAAUUCCUAUCUUCCAUGUCAAUGCUUCAGUCUUUCGCAAUAUGUAUGGCAGUCCUCCAUGGCAGGAAGACCGACAGUCCUUCAACAGAGCCAAAAAUCUUGCAGGAACACAUUGUGAAUGAUCAAUCAGGGAAAGCUCCUGCUGGAGCCCAAGGUGGUGAUCCUAAUAGCUAUGUACCAAAUCAUCCACCUGUGUCACCUGUUGGGAGAGCUUAAUUUAAUUGUCUUCUUGAAACAAUUUGUGCCUGUGCAGAUGUUUCUUGUGCUGUUUGAUACUCACUGUGGUGGAGGUGAUAAAAAACACUGACCCCCAUUUACAGUUAUCCCCAGUUUGCUGGGACCAAACGCCAAGCAUCAUGGAUCUGUGCCUGUACAAAUUGUAGUAGUUCUCUGGCCACCGAGAGAAGAGGAACUUACAUCUCAUUGAACAAUGACUCAUCUGUAACGUGUAAAGAAGCCUGAGUUCUUCAGUAAUACAUGAGGAAGCUAU
Musa acuminata AAA Group (dessert banana) is the source of this 3621-nucleotide messenger RNA. RefSeq lists its product as uncharacterized. The transcript is spliced from 3 exons. The record is from RefSeq and is a predicted model, not a curated record. NCBI's taxonomy places the organism in Eukaryota, Viridiplantae, Streptophyta, Magnoliopsida, Zingiberales, Musaceae. The coding region runs from base 564 to 3347 and encodes 927 amino acids.